Entrophospora sp. SA101 is the source of this 1221-nucleotide messenger RNA. NCBI's taxonomy places the organism in Eukaryota, Fungi, Glomeromycota, Glomeromycetes, Entrophosporales, Entrophosporaceae. The record is from the annotation of a GenBank genome assembly.
AUGUCUUCAACACGUUCUGUUUUAAGCUCUUUAUUAAGGACCUCAAAUGUUAUUUUAAAAAAUCAAAGGCCUGCUGUAUUUAUGAAUAGAUCGUUUUUCACAUUAACAAAAAAUUCAACUUCUAUCGUAAGGAAUGCUAAUAAUGUUGUCAAGAUCAUUGGAUGCAAUAAUUAUCAACAAUUAUUUAACACUACUCAAAUUCGUAAUGUUAAAACAUUAAAUUUUGGUGGUACUAACGAACAAGUUUAUGAAAGAUCAGAUUGGCCAAAGGAAAAAUUCCAAGAAUUUUUCAAAAAUGAUACAAUUGCAGUGAUUGGUUAUGGCCCACAAGGAAGUGGUCAAAGUUUAAAUGCACGCGACAAUGGCUUGAAUGUGAUUAUUGGUGUGAGAGAAGGCGGAAGUAGUUGGAAAGAAGCAUUGAAAGAUGAAGCAGUCUCAAAAGGAACAAUUAUUCUUGAUUUAUUGUCGGAUGCUGCACAAAAAGCACUUUGGCCUCAAAUGGCUUCACACCUGACUAAAGGAAAAACAUUAUAUUUUUCUCAUGGUUUUUCAGUAGUUUAUAAAGAUCAAACAAAUGUAAUACCACCAAAAGAUAUUGAUGUGAUUUUAGUUGCACCCAAAGGUUCAGGUAGAACUGUUAGAUCAUUAUUCCUCGAAGGACGUGGCAUUAAUUCAUCUUUCGCAGUAUUCCAAGACGCAUCUGGAAAAGCUAAAGAUAAAGCUGUUGCGCUUGGUGUUGCUAUAGGCUCAGGUUAUCUUUAUGAAACAACUUUUGAAAGAGAGGUGUUUUCUGAUCUUGUAGGUGAACGAGGUGUUCUUAUGGGUGCAAUUCAAGGUUUAUUUUUAGCCCAAUAUGAGGUUUUAAGAGCAAAUGGUCAUACACCUUCUGAAGCAUUCAAUGAAACAGUAGAAGAGGCUACACAAUCUCUAUAUCCUUUGAUUGGCGAAAAUGGAAUGGAUUGGAUGUAUGCAGCAUGUUCUACAACAGCUCAAAGAGGUGCGCUUGAUUGGUAUAAACCAUUUCACGAUGCCACAAAGCCUGUAUUUGAAAAAUUAUAUGAAUCCGUUGCUAACGGAACAGAAACUAAAAGAUCUUUAGAAAAAAAUUCUUCGCCUAAAUAUCGCGAAGAAUUAGAGCAAGAAUUAAAAGAGAUUAGGGAAAGUGAAAUUUGGACAACUGGCAAAACUGUAAGAAAUCUUAGACCUGAAAGAAAGAAAUAA